CCAGCCUAUGGUGACCCGCGGCUAAGAGCGACAAGAUGAUCCGCCAGAGGUCCAACCAAUUCAUGGCACUGAAGACACAGUCGGAGCUUGAACAGCUCUCAGAACUGCAGCGAGAACCUCAGGGGGACCUCAGUUCAGUGGAUGGGUCCGUCACGCGGAUGGUAACAGGUGUGCGGACCGAGUCCAGAACCGCGGCCUCGGUAGAAGCGGAUGAAGAUCCUGCAGCCAAGUUGUUCCCGCCCCCGUUGCCCCAGCCCCGGAUCUGCAUGUGGAAGUACCUGGACAUCCAUUCCAUGCACAGGCUGGAGAAGACAGCCAACACUGAGGAGAUGAGGGAGGUUCUAGCUGAGCUCUUGGGGCUAAGCUGUCCUGAGCAAAGCCUGCGGGAUGCCAUCAUCCUGGAUCUCUUCUCCCACGCACUCAUCUUCUGCCGCCAGCAGGGCUUCUCACUGGAACAGACAUCGACAGCUUGUGCCCUGCUCCAAGAUCUUCACAAGGCUUGUGUUGCAACCCCCUUGGGCAACGUGGAGGAAUGUUACCGCUACUUCACCAGUGUCCUUUUUCGCCAUGGAGUCAGGCGGCCCCCCUUCAGCAUCAACCUCUUUAGGGAGGAACAGCUGCUGGCCCUGGCAGAUUAUGUGGUCAACACCUACUUCCGCCACUUCAAGCUCUACAAAUAUGUUUUCACACCCCAGGUGCGGCUGGAUCUAUCUUUGACUUACGUGGGGCUGCAGCCACCCAAGCUCUGGCCAGAGGACGAGACAGAGAGAGGCGGCAAGGAGGCAGAGGAGCAGGCAGUCACCCCACAGGAGGAACCAGAAACAGUGGUCUCACCAGAGCCACAGCCAGAGCCAAGCCAAGUCUCCACCCUGCAAGCCUACAUCAGGACCCAGAUGAACAAGGAACUGAGGCAGCUCCAACAGCUGAUGGAGGAGCGGCUCCAGGCCAGCGAGGAAAGGCUCAGCAGCAAGCUGGCCACACUAGAGCGGCCCUUCCAGCCACCUUCCAGCAAAGGCAAGAACAAGACCAAGUAACCCCCAGCAUUUUUGCCAAUAAAGGGCUGGGGCAGGGUA
Messenger RNA from Ailuropoda melanoleuca (giant panda), 1073 nucleotides. RefSeq names its product cilia and flagella associated protein 119 (gene CFAP119). The record is from RefSeq and is a predicted model, not a curated record. NCBI's taxonomy places the organism in Eukaryota, Metazoa, Chordata, Mammalia, Carnivora, Ursidae. The transcript has 9 exons. The coding region runs from base 36 to 1034 and encodes 332 amino acids.